Pan troglodytes (chimpanzee) is the source of this 3343-nucleotide messenger RNA. It is a transcript of the gene SYTL3, whose product is annotated as synaptotagmin like 3. Bases 1244 to 3076 code for a protein of 610 amino acids. Gene Ontology annotation, cellular component: exocytic vesicle; plasma membrane. The transcript has 18 exons. The record is from RefSeq and is a predicted model, not a curated record. Gene Ontology annotation, molecular function: neurexin family protein binding; small GTPase binding. Gene Ontology annotation, biological process: intracellular protein transport; exocytosis. NCBI's taxonomy places the organism in Eukaryota, Metazoa, Chordata, Mammalia, Primates, Hominidae.
AGUUAGGAAAUCAGAUCAAAACUGAAACUCUAGAAUCAGUCCUUAAGUUUUAGUUUUAUUUUCCCUGAAAACAUUCCUCCUUAAACGAAUUUUUUUUCUUUUUUUUUGGUUUUUGAGACGGAGUUUCGCUCUUGUUGCCCAGGCUGGAGUGCAAUGGCGCGAUCUUGGCUCACGGCAACCUCUGCCUCCCAGGUUCAAGUGAUUCUCCUGCCUCGGCCUCCCGAAUAGCUGGGAUUACAGGCAUGCGCCACCACGCCCGGCUAAUUUUGUAUUUUUAAUAGAGACGGGGUUUCUCCAUGUUGGUCAGGCUGCUCUCGAACUCCUGACCUCAGGUGAUCCGCCCGCCUAGGCCUCCCAAAGUGCUGGGAUUACAGGCGUGAGCCACUGCGCCCAGCCACUAAAUUUCAUAAAUGGUAAGAUAUCCAACCUUACCAAAUGUAUCUAUAGUUUAUAUUUUUGACAGGCUGCAUAAUAAAUCCAUAGGGCUCUAUCUGAAUUUCAACAAGGAUUAUUCAGUAAGAAGAAAAUGAGUGUUGUAUCUCAGCUGCGCCCAUCAGCUCUAUUCCCCGAAUGACCGUGAGCUUGAAGGAAAGCCAUUUGACGCACACGGUGCCGAUGGGUGUCUUCUGCUUGGCGACAUCGUGGGCUUUAUCCUACUUCCUCAAGGAGGCAUAAGAGAUGAUUUUUUCCCCACAACAAUGAGCUUUCUUACAGACAUCUUAAACGGAAAUGAAAUGUGCUACUCAUUCCCAGCGCUGCAGAACCAGAGACUCAGAGCCUUGGGGCACUGAGGGCUGCCAGUUCUGCCUGUUCAUCUGGAACCUGGAUCUAAGGAGGGAAGAGGCGUUGCCCCUGCUGGCAUAGUCAGGUACCAGCCCAGCCAGGUGUUGAACGGGCUGAGCUUUUCAUGACGGUUCCUGCUGACCUGGAAACAUCUUAAGUGGAAGAUGGAUGUCAGCAGCUGCUGCAGAACCCGGUGAAAACACCCCCCGGGUAGCACGAGGCUCUGCGAGCCCUAACUCCGACAAACGCAGAACUUCUUGAGGCUUUCUUCUUCUAAGGAGUAUGACACAGUUAAAAAGGAAAAAAGAACCACAAGCAAAACAGUUGCCAGUGAAAUAGGAGAGGGAGCUCUUUAAACAAGGCUGGCUGCAGCUGGCCUCCGCCGCUCAUCUGCAGGGCGUGAGCGCUUGGUCCAUGCAGUGAAGCUCUUCCAACCUGGGUCAACGAAAACGGAGAAGAAAUGGCCCAAGAAGUAGAUCUGAGUGCUCUCAAGGAGUUAGAACGCGAGGCCAUUCUGCAGGUCCUGUACCGAGACCAGGCGGUUCAAAACACAGAGGAGGAGAGGAUACGGAAACUGAAAACACACCUGCAGCAUCUCCGGUGGAAAGGAGCGAAGAACACGGACCGGGAGUACAAAGAGAAGUGCUGUGCGCGCUGCCAGCAGGUGCUGGGGUUCCUGCUGCACCGGGGCGCCGUGUGCCGGGGCUGCAGCCACCGCGUGUGCGCCCAGUGCCGAGUGUUCCUGAGGGGGACCCAUGCCUGGAAGUGCACGGUGUGCUUUGAGGACAGGAAUGUCAAAAUAAAAACUGGAGAAUGGUUCUAUGAGGAACGAGCCAAGAAAUUUCCAACUGGAGGCAAACAUGAGACAGUUGGAGGGCAGCUCUUGCAAUCUUAUCAGAAGCUGAGCAAAAUUUCUGUGGUUCCUCCUACUCCACCUCCUGUCAGCGAGAGCCAGUGCAGCCGCAGUCCUGGCAGGUUACAGGAAUUUGGUCAGUUUAGAGGAUUUAAUAAGUCCGUGGAAAAUUUGUUUCUGUCUCUUGCUACCCACGUGAAAAAGCUCUCCAAAUCCCAGAAUGAUAUGACUUCUGAGAAGCAUCUUCUUGCCACGGGCCCCAGGCAGUGUGCGGGGCAGACAGAGAGACGGAGCCAGUCUGACACUGCGGUCAACGUCACCACCAGGAAGGUCAGUGCACCAGAUAUUCUGAAACCUCUCAAUCAAGAGGAUCCCAAAUGCUCUACUAACCCUAUUUUGAAGCAACAGAAUCUCCCAUCCAGUCCGGCACCUAGUACCAUAUUCUCUGGAGGUUUUAGACAUGGAAGUUUAAUUAGCAUUGAUAGCACCUGUACAGAGAUGGGCAAUUUUGACAAUGCUAAUGUCACUGGAGAAAUAGAAUUUGCCAUUCGUUAUUGCUUCAAAACCCAUUCUUUAGAAAUACGCAUCAAGGCCUGUAAGAACCUUGCCUAUGGAGAAGAAAAGAAGAAAAAGUGCAAUCCGUAUGUGAAGACCUACCUGUUGCCCGACAGAUCCUCCCAGGGAAAGCGCAAGACUGGAGUCCAAAGGAACACGGUGGACCCGACCUUUCAGGAGACCUUGAAGUAUCAGGUGGCCCCUGCCCAGCUGGUGACCCGGCAGCUGCAGGUCUCGGUGUGGCAUCUGGGCACUCUGGCCCGGAGAGUGUUUCUUGGAGAAGUGAUCAUUCCUCUGGCCACGUGGGACUUUGAAGACAGCACAACACAGUCCUUCCGCUGGCAUCCACUCCGGGCCAAGGCGGAGAAAUACGAAGACAGCGUUCCUCAGAGUAAUGGAGAGCUCACAGUCCGGGCUAAGCUGGUUCUCCCUUCACGGCCCAGAAAACUCCAAGAGGCUCAAGAAGGGACAGAUCAGCCAUCACUUCAUGGUCAACUUUGUUUGGUAGUGCUAGGAGCCAAGAAUUUACCUGUGCGGCCAGAUGGCACCUUGAACUCAUUUGUUAAGGGCUGUCUCACUCUGCCAGACCAACAAAAACUGAGACUGAAGUCGCCAGUCCUGAGGAAGCAGGCUUGCCCCCAGUGGAAACACUCAUUUGUCUUCAGUGGCGUAACCCCAGCUCAGCUGAGGCAGUCGAGCUUGGAGUUAACCGUCUGGGACCAGGCCCUCUUUGGAAUGAACGACCGCUUGCUUGGAGGAACCAGACUUGGUUCAAAGGGAGACACAGCUGUUGGCAGGGAUGCAUGCUCACAAUCGAAGCUCCAGUGGCAGAAAGUCCUUUCCAGCCCCAAUCUAUGGACAGACAUGACCCUUGUCCUGCACUGACAUGAAGGCCUCAAGGUUCCAGGUUGCAGCAGGCGUGAGGCACUGUGCGUCUGCAGAGGGGCUACGAACCAGGUGCAGGGUCCCAGCUGGAGACCGCUUUGACCUUGAGCAGUCUCCGUCUGUGGCCCUGUCCCAUGGCUUAACCGCCUAUUGGUAUGUGUGUAUAUUUACGUUAAACACAAUUAUGUUACCUAAGCCUCUGGUGGGUUAUCUCCUCUUUGAGAUGUAGAAAAUGGCCAGAUUUUAAUAAACGUUGUUAUCCAUGUC